GGCGGUCAUUUUGGCUUCCACCCUGUGUUCUUCCCGGCAGAAGUUCCGGAGCGGUGGGUCUGCGCGGAGGUGACGUGCCGGGAAAGGAGUCGGAGGAGCCGGUGUCCCCGCCGCACAGAGGCGGGUCUGACGCUCGGCGUCGCCUUCCGGGGCGCCCGGCACCAGGGCCUGCCGGCUCCCGGCCUGCUCCGCCCACAGGCCCGGAUGGCGGCACCUCAGCUGAGGGACCCGGCUCAGAACCGCACAGCUCGAGCCGCUGCUUCACCUGGGUGCCUGGAGGCUCUGAUAUGCGGUGUCCUUCACCGAGGCCUACGGAGCCGUGAGAGCUGCCCUGCCCAGAGGACCCUACACCAAGUGACGUCAGCGUGGAACCAAUGAAGGUCCAGGAGACGGGCGUUUCUGCGUGUGCCAUCUCGUCAAGGUGGGACUUGCUGGGUCCUGGUGGUAUUCGUUUUGGCAGCUCUCAACUCUGUUUCCUGGUCAGACGCUCUAGAGUUCUGGGUCGAGACAAAGUGACAACUACAACAGCACCAGAAGCGUCCCUGCUGCUCAGAGGCGGUCUGAGACGCCCGACCGCUCCCAGGCCUGCUCUGCCCACAGAGUCCGAUGGCGGCAGCCGUGCCCGGGGCCCCAGCUCAGGAUAGUGUGACCUUUGAAGAUGUGGUUGUGUACUUCUCCUGGGAGGAGUGGGGUCUCCUUGAUGAGACUCAGAGAUGCCUGUACCACGAUGUGAUGCUGGAGAACUUUGCACUUGUGAUCUCACUGGGUUGCUGGUACGGGAUGGAAGAUGAGGCACUUUCUGUGCAACGAAUGUCACUGGACAGAGCUCAGCCCUGUGAGAAGUGUGUCCUGGUUGGCAGAGACAUUCUGUACCUGGCAGAGGACCGAGGACCACCUCCGAGCCAGAGGUCCCGCGCGUGUGAGGCGUGCGGGAAGCAGCUGUGGCUCAGCACGAGCCUUCACCGGAAGCACAGCGAGGAGAAGCCGUUCCCGUGGGACAUGGGGUUUGUGACAAGCUACCAGUUGCACGUGUCAGGGGAGAUAGGGAAGGACUUCCUGGCCGUGUUGAGUCUGCUCCAGCAUCAAGCCACUCUCAAAGGGACAAAAGCGCACAGCAGCUUUGAGCACGGGGAGUUCUUCCAGGGUGGGAAAAGUCCGCACACGUACAGCGACUAUGGGAGGCCACUCAGCUGUGACUAUAACAGACUUUUCCAGCAUCAGCAGCUUGACCCGAGGGAAAGUUACCCCUCCUGGGAGCACUGUGAGAAACCUUUUAACCAAAGCUCCAUCCUGAGUAAUUGCCAGAGAACUUGCCCAGCAACCAAGUCUUAUGUGUGCAACGAAUGUGGGAAAUCUUUCAGCCAAAGCUACAACCUCAUUCAACACCACAGAAUUCACACUGGCGCAAGGCCUUACAAAUGCAGCGAAUGUGGAAAAGCCUUCAGCUUCAAAUUCAGGCUUGUGCAGCACCUGCAGAUUCACACCAGAGUGAGACCUUACGCGUGCGGCGAAUGCGGGAAAGCCUUCAGCUACAGCUCGACCCUCAUCAAACACCAGAGAGUUCACACGAGAGAGAAGCCUUACAAGUGUGGCGAGUGUGGCAAUUCCUUCAGCCAAAGCUCCAACCUCAUUCAACACCAGAAAAUUCAUAGUGGAGCAAGGCCUUAUAAAUGCAACGAAUGUGCAAAAUCCUUUAGCUACAAAUGCAAACUUGUUCAGCACUUGCGCAUUCACACCGGCGAGAGGCCUUACGAGUGUGGGGAAUGUGGGAAGUCCUUCAGCCACAGGUCCACUCUCAAUCAACACCAGAGAAUUCACACUGGAGCCAGACCUUAUAAGUGCAAUGAGUGUGAGAAAUCCUUUAGCCAAAAGUCCAACCUCAUUCAGCACCGGAGAGUCCACACAGGAGAAAAGCCUUACGAGUGUGGGGAAUGUGGGAAAUCCUUCAGCCAAAGCUCCCACAUCAUUCAACACCGAAAACUUCACACCAGAUGACCUCAUGAGUGCCGCGACUAUGGGGAAGUGGUUCAUAAGCUGCAUGUGUGUUACAUCUGUGCAGCAGAGGUCAGUGAAAGCCUUCACCUAAAGGUCCGGGCCAGAAUAUGGUAUUUCAUAGAACUAGAGACUGUGAGGGAGCCCGCUUUUGGAAGUUGAACGUCACACACACAUGAACAUCCACACCGGGCAGAUCUCCCAAAACCCCUAGAUUGGUGGGGAAGCUCCCAGGAGCCCUGCCUGUUCUUAUCCUGCUCUGCCGGGUUCCUCAUUCAGGGCAGGUGUCAUUUCUGGACCAUUGUGAGUGACAGGCUGGGGGUGGAGGCGGGUAACACAGCAAGUCCCUUCUUCCUCAUUAGGUUUCUGACCCAGUUUUGACAGUGCCAAGGGGUUGAAAUGAAAAUACUGUUUACCUUCUAGACCUCCUUGCAGUGCACCAGGAGGACACGGUGUUGCUCUUCUGACCACUGGAGGGCCCCCGUGAGAGUGGUUCCUCUUUCCCAGGGCUGUCACACAAUGUCGAGCACUGUUGUGGGGAAGCUGCUCCCAAGCACUGCAAAGGAAUCAUGUGCCUUCAUGUAAAGCUCAUUGCUGGUGUCAUUGGCUAGUUGUAAGACUACUAUAGGGACCAGGUUGAAAACCCAUGAUUGUACAGAAACAAAGAAAAUGGCAGGACUUAGGAUACAUAAACAUCUAACAAAACUUGCAUCCACUGAUGUUCCAGUUAAUACACUCCACCCCACUGUUCCUCCUGUCGUUGUGGAAAUUGAGGCCCUGUGUCUAUCUUAACUUCUAGUCCAUCUCACAGAUAUUUGCUGCAUAGGCGAGAAAAUGGCAACAGGAUAGAAAAUUCCACUGGUGGUUAAGUCUGUAGCUAUUCUGACCAGUUGCUGAGCCAGAUAGAAAUGACCUUGAAACUCUUUGAUGCAGGGCAUCCUUUUCCCAGGCAUAAGGAUGGAUGGUGGACUCUUGUGCAAAAAAGUAGGGGACCCAGACCUCUAUUUGAUUUUUAAGGAAAGCUUUAUUGAGGUAUAAUUAACAUGCUGUAAAACUGCACAUAUUUAAAAUGUAUACAAAACCAUGGGUGGUAAUAAAUCUAUAUAACUCCUUU
Messenger RNA from Suricata suricatta (meerkat), 3106 nucleotides. RefSeq names its product zinc finger protein 501-like. The record is from RefSeq and is a predicted model, not a curated record. The transcript is spliced from 4 exons. Gene Ontology annotation, biological process: regulation of DNA-templated transcription. The coding region runs from base 607 to 1995 and encodes 462 amino acids. Lineage: Eukaryota; Metazoa; Chordata; Mammalia; Carnivora; Herpestidae.